Scheffersomyces coipomensis is the source of this 930-nucleotide messenger RNA. RefSeq lists its product as uncharacterized. The transcript has a single exon. The record is from RefSeq and is a predicted model, not a curated record. The coding region runs from base 1 to 930 and encodes 309 amino acids. Lineage: Eukaryota; Fungi; Ascomycota; Pichiomycetes; Serinales; Debaryomycetaceae.
AUGCAAACCUCAACACUUAAUCGUGGUAUCCAAUUUGCUCUUGCUGUAAUUAUCUUGGCUAUUUCUGCUGUUGUAUUAAAGAAAACAGGAAGUUUAUCAGAUGCCAUUGAUGAAUUGAAUUCAUUAGUUAAUGCAACUAAUGACACAUUACUUUUAGAUUUAUUUGAAAAUGAUGGUUUGAAUUUGACGAGCUUAGAUUUGAGAUUAAAGAAGAGAGAUCUAUCAUUACUUAAUCUGUUUGAUAAUCUUACCUUAUCAUCUACAGGAAAACCAAUUCUAAUCUCAUUACUUUCAGGAUCUUUGACUUCAGGAUCACAUACAACCAUAUAUGGUUCUAGUUUCCUAAACAUUUCUCCUCCUAACAAUGCAGGUCAAACUUCAUUAGGACUUUCAAAGAGUCAAUUAUUAUAUCUUACUAGUCUUGUUGGUUCAGAAGCAGGUUCUGUUGGUUUAUGGUUCACUUCUAGUAUCUAUCAAGCAUCAAUGUACGGUAAUUGGCAGUGUGGAGAUGUUCAACUGUUAUUAUUAAACUAUAAUCUAACUGAUUCUACAUAUCCAGAUUCCAUUUUACUGAAUUUUUUUGGUAUUGAAGGAGGUAGUGGUAUUCCUAAUGUGCCAAGUAUGAUUAAUUUCACCUCUAUCAAUACAAAUAAUCUUACUACAAUGUUGGCACAAUCUGAGUUGCUUUUAAAAUUAUCUGCCGAUUGUCAAAUGCGGAAGGCAACUUUAUCCCUUAGUGUACUCGGAUCCUUGACUUAUUUUCUUUCUUCUGGGAUCAUGGUUACUAGUGCUGUCGCUUUUUAUAGAAACCUUCAGGAAGUCAACAAGACCAAAGUCCCUAUCAACUUAAUCUAUGAGGAUCCAAUGAAUUUCCCCAAAGUAGAUCAAACAGAAUCAACAGAUUCAGAAGUUUAUUUUGAUUCGGUUUAA